GCUAUCCGCAGGACAAGUUCACCUUGUACACCUUGACGAGAGAAAGCAGUAGCAAGAAUACUGGGAGGAAGAAUUAGUCCAUGAUUAGGGUAGGGGGUCUGUUUUUGUUUUGGGACAAAGCAUGCAAGUUGCAUUUCUUUUGGAUCACAGAAGAAAAGGAAUUUCUUUAGGAUGUUCUGAACUGUGACAACCAUAAACCAAUAUCCAAAGGGUGAGUGAAUAAACUGCGGACACAGGGCAGCCAGCGUUAUAUAUCUUGACCAUGGCAUUCAUGCUAAAGUACAUGAUGGGAAACUCCAUGAAGAAUUUAGGAAACAACCUUAGUGGGGAAACAGAGACACAGGAGGCUCCGGACGGAAAAGAGACGGCACAAUCCAAAGGCAUGACAAGAGAAGAGUUUGAAGAGUAUCAGAGACAGCUGGUGGAGGAGAAGUGAGUGCCAUUUACUGUAACAUGCAUAUACAAACACGAAAAAAUUACUAGAUGUGUACAGAUAGAUAUUAUUUGUUUGACAAUAACUAAGGAUGCAAAACAAUGAAGUGAAAAUAAUUCCUUUGAGGGAUUUCAGAGUGAUGAGACUGGAUGUCAGGUGUUUUAUGAAUAUCUCCAGAUGGCUUUAAUUUCCCCCGAUGAGGACGUCAUGAUUACAUACAAUUAUAUUUUCUAUAUUAUAUGACAUUUAAAAUAAAAUAAAAAAGAUUUAUUGAAUUCGUUCCACGGCAGCUGGAGUACCAGAAAUUGUUACUUGCGAUUCCAGCUGCUGUUGGAGGGAGUACUAACAUAUACACAGACACAUAUACACAAAAUCACCACAUGCACACACACACAUGUACACACAAACACGCACAUUCUCACAAAUGCUCCAGUUCUUUUUUUUCUUAAUGCAGUAACUGGACCUACAUGUUCCGAGCUACUUGAAUUAUGUUUCUGGGCAGUAGGUGCAAAUCACAGCUACUGCUACUUAGUCUGUAGAAUUAAUGAUGGCAGCUAGGGAUUAUGAUUGCUGCCCAGGCAUGCAACUCCCAUUAGUCACAACAGCUAAGUCCUGAUGCUGCACUAGGCAUAACACACCCCUCGAUUUAAAGUGUGGCAUCACUCUAUGGCAGUGGUUCCCAACCCAGUCCUCGUGGAACCCCUACCAGUCCAGGAUUCAGGGAUUACCCAGUUGUAUCUAAGGUGUUUUUAGAAAAAAAGAAAAUAAAACACCUUGUACACAACAGAGUGAUCCCUAAAUCCUGGACUGGUAGGGGUUCCACGAGGACUUGUUUUGGAACCACUGCUCUAUGGUAUACAGCAGAGGUUCCUAACCCAGUCCUUGAGUACCCCCAAACAAUCCAGCAUUUAGGGAUUACCCAGUUCUGUCUAAGGUGUUUUUAGAAAGAAAGAAAAAAAAAACCUUUAGACACAACAGGGUAAUCCAUAAAUCCUGGACUGGUAGGGGGUACUUGAGGACUGGGUUGGGAACCACUGCUGUAUACAGGAAAUUAAAAUAUCUGCAUGUUUAUUUGGUGGAUGUUUAUGAACAAAAUAGAUAUGCCAUUUUUAUACAUUGUCAAAUUGUUUGACAUCUGUUAUAUAUUUGAUUGUGCAUGUACACAUGAGGCGUAAUUAGAAACCACCAGGCCCAGGUGCGAAAAUUGCCCUGGGACCCCCCCAUGUGUCUCGUUCCCUCCUCCCCAGCCCCUACAUGUGUCUCAUACCCUCCCCCAGCCCCUAAAUGUGUCUCAUUCCUGCCUCCCAACACCUCCAUGUGUCUCAUUUCCCUCUAAGUGUAUCAUUUCCUCCCACCCAGCCUCUCCAUGUGUCUUAUUCCUUCCCCCAGACUCUACAUAUGUCUCAUCCCCCCCAAGUGUCUGAUUUCCUCCCACCCAGUCCCUUAAUGUUUCUCAUUCCCUCCCCCCAAGCCACUCCAUGUGUCUCAUUCCUCCCCCAGCUUCCCAUGUGUCCCAUUCCCCCUAGCCUCCAAUGUGUCUUAUUUCCACCCAAGUACCUUCAUGUGUCUCAUUCACCCCAAGUGUCUCACUCAUAGGCGUGCGCAGCCUACAGUAUAAGGGUGUGCACCCUAAAGCACAAACACACACCGCGUAUAUAUAUAUAUAUAUAUAUAUAUAUAUGUAUAUAUAUACACACACACUGCUCAAAAAAUAAAGGGAACACAAAAAUAACACAUCCUAGAUUUGAAUGAAUUAAAUAUUCUUCUGAAAUACUUUGUUCUUUACAUAGUUGAAUGUGCUGACAACAAAAUCACACACACAUUAAAAAAUUGAAAUCAAAUUUUUCAACCCAUGGAGGUCUGGAUUUGGAGUCACACUCAAAAUUAAAGUGGAAAAACACACUACAGGUUGAUCUAACUCUGAUGUAAUGUCCUUAAAACAAGUCAAAAUGAGGCUCCGUAGUGUGUGGCCUCCACGUGCCUGUAUUACCUCCCUACAACGCCUGUGCAUGCUCCUGAUGAGGUGGCGAAUGGUCUCCUGAGGGAUCUCCUCCAAGACCUGGACUAAAGCAUCUGCCAACUCCUGGACAGUCUGUGGUGCAAUGUGACAUUGGUGGAUGGAGCGAGACAUGAUGUCCCAGAUGUGCUCAAUUGGAUUCAGGUCUGGGGAACGGGCGGGCCAGUCCAUAGCAUCAAUGCUUUUGUCUUGCAGGAACUGCUGACACACUCCAGCCACAUGAAGUCUAGCAUUGUCUUGCAUUAGGAAGAACCCAGGGCCAACCACACCAGCAUAUGGUCUCACAAGGAGUCUUAGGAUCUCAUCUCGGUACCUAAUGGCAGUCAGGCUACCUCUGGCGAGCACAUGGAGGGCUGUGCGGCCCCCCAAAGAAAUGCCACCCCACACUAUUACUGACCCACUGCCAAACCGGUCAUGCUGGAGGAUGUUGCAGGCAGCAGAAUGUUCUCCACGGCGUCUCCAGACUCUGUCACGUCUGUCACAUGUGCUCAGUGUGAACCUGCUUUCAUCUGUGAAGAGCACAGGGCGCCAGUGGCGAAUUUGCCAAUCUUGGUGUUCUCUGGCAAAUGCCAAAUGCCCUGCACGGUGUUGGGCUGUAAGCACAACCCCCACCUGUGGAUGUCAGGCCCUCAUACCACCCUCAUGGAGUCUGUUUAUGACUGUUUGAGCAGACACAUGCACAUUUGUGGCCUGCUGGAGGUCAUUUUGCAGGGCUCUGGCAGUGCUCCUCCUGUUCCUCCUUGCACAAAGGCGGAGGUAGCGGUCCUGCUGCUGGGUUGUUGCCCUCCUACGGCCUCCUCCACGUCUCCUGAUGUACUGGCCUGUCUCCUGGUAGUGCCUCCAUGCUCUGGACACUACGCUGACAGACACAGCAAACCUUCUUGCCACAGCUCGCAUUGAUGUGCCAUCCUGGAUGAGCUGCACUACCUGAGCCACUUGUGUGGGUUGUAGACUCCGUCUCAUGCUACCACUAGAGUGAAAGCACUGCCAGCAUUCAAAAGUGACCAAAACAUCAGCCAGGAAGCAUAGGAACUGAGAAGUGGUCUGUGGUCACCACCUGCAGAACCACUCCUUUAUUGGGGGUGUCUUGCUAAUUGCCUAUAAUUUCCACCUGUUGUCUAUCCCAUUUGCACAACAGCAUGUGAAAUUGAUUGUCACUCGGUGUUGCUUCCUAAAUGGACAGUUUGAUUUCACAGAAGUGUGAUUGACCUGGAGUUACAUUGUGUUGUUUAAGUGUCCCCUUUAUUUUUUUUGAGCAGUGUGUGUAUAUAUAUAUAUUUAUAUAUAUAUAUAUAUAUACACACACAUACACAUACAUAUAUACACACACACACACACACAUAUACUGCUGUGUGUGUGUGUGUGUGUGUGUGUGUGAGGGUGUUGUGUGUGUGGGCGCUGUGUGUGCGCGAGCGCCGUGUGUGCGCGUGAAGGCGCUGUGUGUGCGUGAGGGCGCUGUGUGUGAGGGCGCUCUAUGUGUGUGUAAGGAUGAUGUAUGUGUGUUUAAGGGUGAUGUAUAUGUGUGUAAGGGUGCUGCAUGUGUGUAGGUGAUGUUAGUGUGUUUAUGUGUAAGGGUGCUGUGUGUAAGGGUGCGGUUAGUGUGAGGGUGCUGUUAGUGUGUGUGGAAGGGUGAUGUAUGUGUGUGGGGGCCGUUUAGUUAAUACCCCCCUCCCUUCUUACCUUAUGUAGGGAGGGGGGACCGUGCUGCUGCCAUCUCUGGUGGUCCAGUGGUGAGUGAACUCUAGCCCCGCAGCCUGCGGAGCUAGAGUUCACUCUUGCGAGAUCUGAGCACUGCCGCAGCAACGCUUCGACCUCGCGAGAGUAACCUGGCGGAGCUGCUGGCAAGAGUUCCCCGGGUCCUCUCCUGCUUCCCUCCCUGCCUGUGGGUCGGUGAGGGAGUUCUUUGAUCAUACCUGGCACAUGCCUAUGGCCUCACUUCCUCCACCCAAGCCCCUGCAUGUGUCCCUUUCCUUCCCCUCCAGGUGUCUCAAUCCCCCCAAGCCCUUUAUUGUGUCCCAUCACCCCCCCAAGCCCCUCUGUGUGUUCAUUGCCCCUCCAAUCGUCCAAUUGCCUCCUACAUCCCAGCCACUCCAUAUGUCACAUUGUCUGUACCCCCAGGCCCCUGCAUGUGUCUCUCGCCUCCCUCUUGUACCUGGUCACUGCAGCGAUGACAUAGAUCAGACAGGAAGUGCUCUCUCGGUGAGCAUUUCCUGUGAAACUGCGGUGCUCUGCCGCACUACACACAGCAGCAGGAGAGAAGCUGCACAGCUCUCCCCUCCUGCUGACCACCCUGGGACCGCGCGCCUCUGGCCGGUGCGGCAGUGCACUGGCCCUGAAGGUAUGUUGGUGGCCCACAGUCGCAGGGGUCGCAGCGGCGGCCGGGCCCCCUGGAAUGACAAGCGAAGUCGCGAUUGCAAUCCCUGCAACCAUGUUAGUCACACCACCGUGCAUGUAUACAUAAAUCACACCACAAUUUUAUUAACCAUCAACUCUUUGAGACUAUUUUUAUAUUCAAAAUAGACUCCAAUAUAAUGCACAUUUCCAAAUCCACAUUUCGUUUAAUAUCUCUCCAGGUUUGUGUAAAAGAUAGUGUUUAUUUUUGUAUGUCAUAGUAAAAUUGCUGUAUAUAAAUGACUAAGGUUGAGCCUUGUGUUUGUGUAGCGCAAUAACAUAAAUGUGUGUAUGCAGGAUUGAGAGAGAUCAUGUCUUUGCACAAAAGAAGGCAGAACGGGCAACAGUCAGGAUGCAUAUGAGGGACAAAUACAGACUACAACAGGUAAGGAUUAAGACCAAGCUUGGUGUGUUAUUAUUAAUAAUGUAUUCAUUACUUUUCUAUAAAUAUAUGAUUAUUCACUUCAGUACCAUCUUUAAAAUCAAUGGUUCUCUGAGAUAACCUGUGUUUGUGGCCGCCACAAGCCACCCACCCCUCUGCGCACACAGAAAAGCCCAAAGACAGACAAACAUGGUGAAGCACAGUGAGAAAUGCACAAAGACAUAAACAUAUAUAUUACAGCACAGUCUUACACUCAUACAAAAGAAUGGACAUAUAGACAAACAUAAUGCAACACAGUCACAUACACACUCAUAGACACACAGUACAGAACAGCCAAGCAACUACAGACACAGUAACACUCAACAUACAGCACAGUCACUGUGUAUAUAUGUAAAGGCACAGACACACAUACUACAGCACAGUCAUGCACACACAAAAAGCAAAGAGGUACACACAGAAAAUCAUAUACACGGGGCAAACUGAAUUUCCUUACCAACUAGACAGAGAACACAUUCUUACAGAGCUCUUGGCACAUUCUUUACUUUAUUUUUUUUCCCCUAUGUCCUUUUUUAAACCCCCAUUGCCCUGUAUUUAAUCCUGUGUUGCUUUUUGACAUGAGAGAGACAUUAAUUUGCCUGAAUGACACCCUGCCAUGGGUCACAAUGGCAUUAACAGGCAACCUAGCCUCCAAUGAGCUAUUAGUGGUAAAAAAAAAUUCUACAUAUGCAGAAUAUUGGUAAUGCAGGAUAAAUUGAUUUUAAUUGUUCAUAUACUUUCUACAGUUAUAUAUUUACAACACAGUAACAAGAGAUGAGGGGCUACGUAUUGUGGAACAAAAUCAAGGAUGAGGUUUAAUAGACAAGUUGUAAUAUUUUUUUUUAUAUUUUUACUAGCAAAACAUGUUUAUUUUAUCCAUAAUGUUGCAAUGCCUAAAGCAUUGCACACAUUUUUACAUAUACAAAAAGGGUUUAUAUAUUUCGGCAUUGUAUUGCAUGUAUUUGCUGGGCAUACCUAAACAUAGAAGUACAGAGAAGGAAGAUACGCAAAGAGGAAAAAUGUAAAGUCAGAGUUUGUCUAGGGUACAAGAAUUGGAAGGACUUUAUUCUGAACACUACGGAUAUACAGAAAAUAAUGGAAAUAUAACAGUAUAGCAUGGAAAAUAAAAACAUUGCAAGGCUCAUUCAGAGAUUCAUUGAUAUGUCAUUACUGUUUAAUCAGUGUAUUAUGUUGUUUUAUUACAAUCUUAGCAGCCCUUGAGGAAGUGGCAUUGUUUUGGUGACAAAAUGCGUUGGGCUGUAUGACAUUGGUACCAAGAUUCCCAUUACAGAAGAUGUGCUUUUAAAAAUACGUUUUAAUGUACAUAUAAUAAAUGCGUCUGUGCUUUUGCACAUGCAAGCAUCAAUUUAUUGGAGGUAUAUUCCUGAAUCUUCAUACUGAAACAGUAUCAUAUGUUCAAUGCUAUUUUCAUUCAUGCAUUUGUGAAUGCAUUAUUACCUCUUAAUUUGUUUGGUUUAAUUCUUCCAUAUGACUUGCUGUAUUCAGAACACUUUGAUAAAUAUCCCCCAUUGUAUUACUAUCCCCAGAUCCUCACCUGACAUACCAGUAAGGUAAAAGGGACACAAUUUAUGAUGGCAGCCAUUUUCGAAUCCUGAAAGUAUGAGUCCUGACUCCUGUCAGUGUAAGGCACCAUGACUUAUUGAUAUCCCACUUCUGUACUAAGGAGUAUCCACACACUUCUAGGCUCUGUAACAUUAAAUAAUACUGACAAAACUUUAUAUGGAGAAACAUGUACUCACUGAUAUAGUAGACCACAAAUCAGGGCUUUCCCCGCAUUUGUAUACAUUCGGCCCAGAGAUGUCUACUUUUCAAAAUCUAUACUUUUAUGUGAUGGUUUAGUGUUCUGUACCUGCUAUUGAAACUACAUGUGCUUAUCAUAACAAGUUUUGAAAACAUUUAUGUUUGAAAGAGGGAAGCAUUCCUUCUAAAAUCAGAUUUACAACAUCUAAUCUUGUUGGUUAUUCUAUGAAUGACGUACUUUUCAAAAUAAGGAAAAAUACAUGGAUCUAUUUUGUGUUAGUUUUCUUAUAGUUAAAGUAAGUAGCUCAAAUUAUGGGAUGAACUUAAAAAGGAACACCCCAAGCGACAUAGCGGUGUAUGAUGCCAGACGUGCACUGGGCCUGCCCUAUUGUACUUUGUUAAAACUUUUUUAGUAAAAUUUUCUAGCGUUCCUGGGUCCCAGAGGCACAUUUAAUACAGUUGUUUACCAGGAACCUCAGCCAGUGAGCGCGGUCCUGCAUGGCUAGGCGUAGCUCAGAAGACCUAACCAGAUUUCCCUAAAGGAGACACCUGGUGGUAGGGGAUCCAGCCCGGGUGCCUUGCAGGACUCGAGUAAGUUGUCAGAACAUGCCAGGCUGUAGUGAUUAUGCUGCUUGGAGUGUUAAUUUACAAAAGAAAAUAGUUUUUCAGUAUUUCUAAAUAUUAUUCUUACUAAAUCGGGCAUUAAUGGCAUUAAAAAUUAUUCAUGGGUUUCUUUAGGUGAUAUCAUGUGUGCUGUCCAUGUGAAUAGGACUUACAAAAUGUAUAUUACACUCCCAAUCAGCAACUACGUUCAUUAGUUCAGCUCCUCCCCCAAUAGUGAUAUAUAUAUAUAUAUAUAUACACACACACAUGAAUAUGAUACAGUGAAUAGUGGGGCUCUGCAUCUCAGUGCAGCUCAUUGAUAUGGAUGUUCACUGCUGCUCAGGAUUGAUAGAGGACUUGGUCCCCCUGAUUGAGAUGUUGUUUUACAGAUACUAUAAGGAUAUUUACCUAAGCUAUGGUGUAUAUAGCAACAUGGAUGAUUUGUAUGGAUAUAUGGGAAAUUGGGAAAGGGAGCAAUCUGAGACAAGGAAUCAGGAGUGAGUGUCACGGGCAAGAGAAUAAAGGAAGGUACAAAAUUAAAAUAUGACAGAUAAAAAGAUAAAUGGGAUCAUAGAGACUAGAGCAGGAGUAUUGUUAUAAAGAGAAAUUAGAGAAAAGGAUAAAUUAAUUCCAAAAAUUCUGUAAAAAGACCUAGAAGAUGGGUAGCCAGGAAAAGACUGGGACAGACAGAAUGGGGGAGAACUGUGUGAGGAAGGCUUUGUACAGGUGUAGAAACAUAGAAUGUGACGGCAGAUAAGAACCAUUCAGACCAUCUAGUCUGCCCAAUUUUCUAAAUACUUUUAAUUAGUCCCUGGCCUUAUCUUAUAGUUAGGAUAGCCUUAUGCCUAUCCCACGCAUGUUAACCUCUACCACUUCAGCUGGAAGGCUAUUCCAUGCGUGUAGUUUCUAGAAGCACCUGGGGCUUGAACCAAAAGAGAACAAUGGCCCCUAGACUAACAGAGAGGUGUUAUGACAUAUCCAAAGCUUUCUGUGGUAUGUCUCCUCUUCUCUACCCAUAAACAGCGUGCACAAUGUAAGCAUAGCCAAGUAUUCAAUGUUAUCCCACCAUACUACCUAACUAACCGAUGGGCAUUCAGCAAAGUUCUGUCCCCCAACAACUACUUCCAAGCGCCACUUGGGGAGCACCAGCCCAUCUCUUUUUUUUGGUAGACUGGCGAUGUAAUAUCCCACGGAUCUUUCUUUUUACAAUAGUCGGCUAAUAACCUCCUGCUCCCUCCACCAACUAUAGAAAUCCUGGGCUAAAGACUCGCACAUCCAGGGCUUCAGCCCUCCAACACUCCCUAGCAGUGCCAAUUGCUCUGUGUGUGAGUCUUCAUUAUUUUAUUUUUUUAUCCUUUAGAUUCCUGUAUAUGGUCAUACCAGGUUCACCUUAAGAUAGAACCUAAAGCAGAUCUAUAAUUUAUCAUAAAUAUGCACUGCAUAUCUAUUUUCUGUAUAAGUUGCCACCAUUGUCACCAUUCUCCGAGGUCUGUGGAUGUUAAACUAAAUAAUUACAAGGGAAUAGCACUGUGAUGGGAACAGGAGAUUCGUUUGUAGGUGGAUUUGCCUGCUUUGCCCUGUCAUUAGAAACAUAGAAACAUAGAAUGUGGCGGCAGAUAAGAACCAUUCGGCCCAUCUAGUCUGCCCAAUUUUCUAAAUACUUUCAUUAGUCCCUGGCCUUAUCUUAUAGUUAGGAUAGCCUUAUGCCUAUCCCACGCAUGCUUAAACUCCUUUACUGUGUUAACCUCUACCACUUCAGCUGGAAGGCUAUUCCAUGCAUCCACUACCCUCUCAGUAAAGUAAUACUUUCUGAUAUUAUUUUUAAACCUUUUUCCCUCUAAUUUAAGACUAUGUCCUCUUGUGGUAGUUUUUCUUCUUUUAAAUAUAGUCUCCUCCUUUACUGUGUUGAUUCCCUUUAUGUAUUUUUGUCAAUCUUUAUUUUAUUGAAGCAUUGUGAAUUUGUUACAGAAAGGAAGAAAAGAAAGAAUAUAUAUCAGCGAGUAUACACUUACAUGUAUUAGCCAGUGACAUUGACAUACAUUCUUAUGAGUGACUGCUUCAUUUUAUGUUUAAAGGAUUUAUGCUAAGCGUGACAGGUGCAGGGCAUUAGAGUGUUCUGCACUUUUGUGGUGCAGUAUUAAACAGUGCAAGAUACGUCUAGCAUGUCUGGUGGCAUUUUUGACGGUCGAUAUCGGUUAUCGGAUAUAAAGUUAGGUCCCAGACAUGCGGCUCUAACCAACAUUAUCAAUUAUAAAACUUGCUUUCAGUAAUAGUGACAUCACAUAAAUAAUCGUUGUGGACUAUGCGUAACUACAUUUAAUCCUCCUCUAUUUUUGCUUUUGUUGGUGGCUGGACUACACAGUUACUAGGUAUAAACAUACUUCAGAUCGCUAUUUAACUCAAAAGAAAUAUCUCUGCUUCAGGUUAGCAACUUAAGAAGCACAAUUACUCUGGUUGCUAGCAGGGAAAUGAAACAAUAAAAAAUAAUAGAAAGUACAACUGCAAACAAACAUGAGUGGGAUUGUCUUGUCUUCGAAGUGUGAGGGCAAGACAUGGUUCGGAGGCAUAUAUAUGUGUAGGCAGGUGUGGGAAGAGUUCCCACACAGAGUCUGCUGCAGGCCUCAUGAAGAAAGUCUCGUAUCAACCUACCCCCUUACUCUGGAGCGGUGCAUUGUCGGUGAGGUGUGCCGCAAGGAAGUAAGUAUAGCACGGGAGAGUCCACCUGCAGUUAAAACAAAAAAAAAUUGGUGGUAGUCUGAAAAUCGUCCAUAGGGCAUUUCAUCACAGAUAUUUUUUGUCCACGCAAAUACUUGGGAAAAUGAUUCAGUAGAAUAGAAAAGGGUGCACAAAUGGGCCAACCAGUGUUCUGCAAAAUAUAAAUAUUAUAUAUUUAACCAGUUCCUGAUGUUAGGGAAUGCUAUGCCGUCCUACAAGACGACCCCUAUGGCGUUUUUUAAACACGCUGGACAUCUUUAUGCAAUGCAUGGGGAUGUCCAGCAUAGUUUCACAGAGUCAGACUCCCUGAAACUGCAUUAAUUGCCUCUAGUGCCUGUCUUGGAGACAGUCACUAGAGGCAGGUUUAAUAAGCAAUGUAAACAUUGCAGUUUCUUUCAAACUUUAUCUCAAUGUUUUACAUUGCAUGGUUAAGGGAACAGGGACAGUGAACCCAGAUCACUUCAAUUAGAUGGUCUGGAGUUAAAUAUAAAUAACAUAUAUAUUGGUCAAUUCUCACUUGAUCUGGUUGUUCCUAUCAAUCUUUUUUUUUUUUUUUUUUUAUCAUCAAUCAUCUCUUUGUUUUGGAUUCCACGGAGGGAACUCCAAAUCACUAAACAAAUGAACAUAUUCCUCCGUUGUCCAGCUUGUUUUUUCGCGAUAAGUUUAUAUGGUGAACAAAGAAGCUGGACAAUGGAGGAAUAUGUUAAUUUGUUCAUAUGGCACUUCAGAGUUAUGAAAUUUGGAUGACCCACCAAUCACCCUAAGUGUGGACAAAUCCCAUUUAAUUUAAAACCAAAUGCACAAGUCUAUUUGUUAAUAUACUUGCUAGCUCAAUGUAGAUGAUGGUUAUGCUCUUCAAAAAGUAAGCAUGGUUGAGUGUACCCAAGACUAGCAUGCUAUAAUAUAGAUCGAGAUUACUUUUAAUGAGAUCACUUUUAAUGAGUACACUAAAUUUUGUCCUAUCCAGACCUAAUGGAAUUUUGUUCCUCUUUCAGAGUGAGAAGGACGAUGCCCAGUUACAGAUGGUAGGAGGUGACGUAGAUCUUCCAGAAGACCUGGCUAAGAUGGUGCAGGAGGAUGAGGAAGAAGAAGAAGAGCAGAACUCAUUCAUGUCCAUGAUACCGGAAUUGGACAUUGAUGCCCUGAAAACACGAGCUCAAGGGACAAUCACAGAGGUCAAGAGAGUGGCAGAGGAGAAGUGUAACGUCAUGUGACUACCCAUCAACUCAACAAUGGACUAUCAAGAACUGACGAUGCGGAGUAAGAGACAUUCUCAUGAGAGAGAAUUUCCAUCGAUCCUUAGAAUUUUACAGAAUACCAAUAAAUGCAAACAGAUAGCAGUCUAACAAUCUAUUAACAUACAGAAAAUGCUUAAAGAGACAAUCUAAGCACCAAAACCAAUUCAACUUAAUGAAGCCAGUUUGUUGUGUAUGUCAUGGCCCUGCAGUCUCAGUUCUCUGGCAUUUAGGAGUUAAAUCACUAUUGUGUUGUUUAUGCAGCCCUAGCC
Pelobates cultripes (western spadefoot toad) is the source of this 11845-nucleotide messenger RNA. The record is from the annotation of a GenBank genome assembly. Lineage: Eukaryota; Metazoa; Chordata; Amphibia; Anura; Pelobatidae.